UUCGAUUCUGAUUCUGCUCCUCCAAAUUAAUAUUCAAAUGUGGAAUCCAUACACGACCCAAUACAAUGGAGAGUGAACUUCUUUCAGGAUGAUUUUUCAAGAGUCUAUAAGCUGUUCAUUAAUUGACUUAAAAUUGUUGUGUGCUACCUUGAAUAUUAACUGUUAUAAGAUAUAUUUUCAAAAAUUAUCGUUGAGGUUUUCACUUUCAUAAAAAUCGAUAUUAUUGUUGAUUUCAUUGGCUUGAUAUUGCGAAAUAUUAAUUGACAUUUCAUAUGAAGUAUAUGGUUUCCAAGCGUAGUAGUACUUGGGUGAGUAAAUAGAUUCAAACGCAAUGAGAUUUUACGAAUGUUCGAAGUUCAAUCUUCAGAAAUUUUGAAUGUUAUGUUUGAAGGUAGAUUUAUGAAAAUGGGAAAGAUUUUCAAGAGGAAGGACAUAUAACAAUUUUCACCACAUGAAUUUAGUGUUCGAAUACCUCAGUGGUCGAUGAUUUAAUCAUUGGGGAGACCUGACUUACAUUUGUGGAAAAAUUAUUGCCUUCAAUGAAUGACACAAAUAAUAUUUUAAUUUUUGUUAUCUCUUAGUUUUGCAAUGCAAUUUUUUCCUAACGACUUGGUUUUUUUGAGAUGAUUCUGAUUUCCGAAUGGAAAUUUACUUUGUAUGUUCUUCAAUUGCUAUUCCAGUUGAUACUCUUCAGCACAUUAUCAUGAUCGACAACAUCUUUGGAGUGGAACAGUGGAGGAACGCGCGAACUUAUAUUUCAUUCGUCGAAAUGCUUCUCAAAAUUGUAGAUAUCAGUGAACAUUAUUCUCGACAAUUCUUUGGUGUAGGUACUUCCGAUAUUUCUAGUUAGGUAAGUUGUACUCCUAGACAAACACUUUGUUCCGAAAACAAAUUUUGAACACGGUUGUUAAAAAUUAGGAAGAGGAGUGUCAUCUUUAGACGGGUUAACUGUGCUAUGACGGUGGUCAAUGUUGUCAUUUGACAGUUCAGUCUUAUAUGUCAGAAGUCACGAUGAAAAAGUCAAAAUAAAAUGAAAGAGUAUCUAGCCAACAAAUAUUUGUUUUAACAUUUCAUUUUAGUUAUUAAUUUCAACUGUCUAUGAAAAUCGGUCCUAUAGUUGUGUAAUGGAAUACUUUUUUUAAACAUCGGACUCGGAUUCUCGAAAGGGAUAUGAAUUUAUACCGUUUGUUUGUUUGACGUAUGAUGUGGGAAAUAUGAUAGAAAUUUUACAAAUGUUUUUAUUUUUGUUCAAGUCCAAAUAUCGACGAAAACUUUCUGUUGAAAAUUUUUUAAUUUGUUGUCUUGUGAGUGUUGGUGCUUUGUCUUUGGUGUCGGAUGUUUCGGCAAAAUGCAAUGACACUAUUUGUGGGAGCAAUGGGGUAUGCAGAAAUGAUUCCUGUAUAUGUUAUGAUGGCUGGCAGGGUCCCUAUUGCCAAUUUUGUGGAGGAAAAGUGAGACUAGGCUCCUCAACUGGAACAAUUCAUGAUGGCUUGGGAAACUAUUCUUUAACAAGCAAAUGCAGUUGGCUAAUAGAUGCUCCAAACUCAACAAUAACUCUCCACAUUGAAGAGUUUGCCACAGAAUGUGGAUGGGAUCAUUUGUAUAUGUUUGAUGGUGACAGUGUGGAUUCCCCACUUCUGGCAGUCUUUAGUGGCUUAAUGUAUAAAGACUCUUACAGCAUUAGGAGGAUUCCAGAAGUUAUUGCCCAUUCGGGUUCUGCAUUGAUACAUUUUUUCAGCGAUGAUGCUUACAAUAUGUCAGGAUUUAAUGUAUCAUAUCGCCUUAAUUCUUGCCCAUCUACAGUAUCCAACUUGAAUUGUUCCGGAAAUGGUGUAUGUAUUGAUGGAUCUUGUAUCUGCGAUGGUGGGUGGGGAGGAGCUGCUUGCCAUUUGAGAAAUUGUCCCAAUGAUUGUGGAUCUGCUCAAAGCAGAGGCAUCUGUGAACCUGAAAAAGGUUGCUUAUGUAUUGACAAAUACAAGGGAGAUGAUUGUGGGCAAGUGGCAACAGAUGGGUACUGGGAAACUAUUACUGCACAGAGUUUCACACCUCCUGGAUCAGCGUCACAUGGAGCUGCAGUUUGGAGAGAUUCCAUGUAUGUAAUAGCUGGAGAAAGUUACAACAGAGGUUAUUUAUUAUCCGUUUAUGAUUUCAAUGGAAAUGUUUGGGAAACACCUCAUAUACCAGAAAGUCCUUCGCAGAGAUAUGGCCACUCUGCUGUGUUAUAUGGCGACAAGAUAUUUAUUUAUGGUGGUGUUCUGGGCAAUAGAGGACCUACCUCUGAGCUUUGGGCUUUCGACAUUAGUGCCAAAACAUGGGAAAAUAUAACAGUCAAGGCAGAUUCAUGCAAUGGUAGUUUUCUGAUGUGUGGACCCUUGAAGUCUGUGGGUCACACUGCAACUGUUGUCAUGAAUAAUAUUAACAAAAAAGUUGAUAGGAUGAUAGUAAUAUUUGGUCAUUCUCCUCAUUUGGGAUACUUGAAUACUGUGCAAGAAUAUUACUUUGGAACGAGAGAAUGGCAUAUCAUCAACACCAAGGGUUACCCCGUGAAAGGAGGGUAUGGACAUAGUGCUAGUUGGGAUCCACUCACAGGAAAAAUCUAUGUUUAUGGUGGUGUAGUUUCUGAAAGCGAGUCAUCCCAAUAUUUAAGUAAAAAUUUAUAUUCCUAUGAGCCAAAUGAACGAAUUUGGAUGUUACUGACUGAUGCUCCCUCUGCAAGAUUUCUUCAUACAGCCACUUUUGUAUCUGAAGGUUUGAUGUUGGUUUUUGGAGGAAAUACCCAUAACGAUACUUCUCACAGCUUCGGAGCAAAAUGUUAUAGCUCAGAACUUCUUGCAUAUGAUGUUCUCUGUGACACUUGGAGUGCUCUGAGUGUACCAAAAGAUUUACAUGCAGAUUUAGCUAGAUUUGGACAUUCUGCUGUUGUUUUUGAAGGAUCUUUGUAUAUCUAUGGUGGAUUUGAUGGACAAAUGCUCUCUGAUUUACUUAGGUAUACUCCAGGUGAUUGUCAGUUCACAAGUGAAACUUCAUGUUUGAAUAGCAAGCCUGGCGUUAAAUGUGUUUGGGAUUCUAGAACAAGUUCCUGCAGCCCUGUUCUAGCAAUUCGUAAAGAUUUAGUUUUGAGGAAGGAAGAGACGUAUAUUAUACGAUGUCCAAAAUUGAAUAGGUCUGCGGCUACUUCAGGGAUAAUCCAUAAUACAAAAAAAUGCGAAGAGAUGGAAGACUGCUUGAGUUGUGUUCAGACCACUAGUGAAUGUGUAUGGUGUGGUAAUUCAUGUAACUUGAACAAAAAGUGUUCUAAAGGAAGUGGGAACGGAAAUAGUACUGACAUGAAUCCUAUAACAAAGCUAGCUCAGUGUCCUUUGGAUCCGUCACCAAUAUGUCGACAGCUUCACACUUGCAAGGCAUGUACUUCUCAGCCAUUUUGUCGAUGGAGAUUUGAACAUGCUAAAUGUGUUCCACAUCCUACCCACUCUAACAAUACUGCUGAGGCAGUAGAACCUAUACAGUGUCAAAACGUCUGUUCCGAGUACAACUCAUGCUUGAACUGUACUCAAGAAGAAUGUAUUUGGUGUCAAAAUGAAGGUAGAUGUGUUGACAAAAAUGCUUAUACCUCUAGUUUUCCUUAUGGGCAAUGCAGGGAGUGGACUACUGUGCAUACUAAAUGUCGAACAAGAGGAAGUGACGAAAAUUCUCAGUGUGGGUUUUACAAGACUUGUGCCAAAUGUAGAGAUGAUCCUGCAUGUGGUUGGUGCGAUGAUGGUUCUAGAACUGGAUUGGGAACCUGUAUGCCAGGAGGAUAUGCAGGCCCAACCCUUCAUACUCAGUCUCUCCCGUCUUCUACUUGCCCUCCAGAUCGAUGGCAUUUCACCACAUGUCCUGCAUGUCAGUGUAACGGCCACUCUAGUUGUGUUGAUAAUUCUAGUACAUGCUUGCCAUGUGGUAAUUUGACGAGUGGUUCCCAUUGCGAAAUCUGCAUGAAGGGUUAUUGGGGCAACCCAGUAAAUGGCGGCAAGUGCUCACAAUGUCAGUGUAAUAAACAGGCCGAUGAAUGUCAUAGAGAGACGGGAAAAUGUUUUUGUACAACAAAAGGAAUAAUUGGAGACCAGUGCGAGAAGUGUGAUACUGCAAAUCACUAUCAUUCUGAUCCUAAUAAUAAGUCGUGCUAUUGUAAGUAUUGA
Messenger RNA from Leptinotarsa decemlineata (Colorado potato beetle), 4178 nucleotides. It is a transcript of the gene dsd, whose product is annotated as attractin-like protein dsd. Gene Ontology annotation, molecular function: protein binding. The record is from RefSeq and is a predicted model, not a curated record. Gene Ontology annotation, cellular component: Golgi apparatus. NCBI's taxonomy places the organism in Eukaryota, Metazoa, Arthropoda, Insecta, Coleoptera, Chrysomelidae.